AUGAUAACUUCAAGCCGGGGUCCCAAAGCCGCCCAGGCUGUGCUAUCUAGUGAGUCCAUACACUUCCCUCCUUCUGUCCUGCUCUAUGCUCAACAAUUGAUCGUCUUCAAACCCACUACAAGACUCAUAUACCCAGCACGGCUCUACUCAUCUCUCGCCACAGCCGUAGCGAAAACCCCCACCGAUACCUCUACUCCUGCACCUACUAGCUCUCCGCCGCCCUACGACGUUCGCUCUGGUGUUAUUCUCACGCGACCGCCUCUGGUAACACGGAAACUCCAUCCUUUUGAAAAUGCUUUCUUUUUCUACCAAAAACGUCUUGAAGAACGUCUCAACACCCCUUUUAUCACGGGUAUUUACUUCAAACCUGAUACCGCUCGCCGUCUAGACUGGAACAUCAAGGUCCAAGAGCGCAAGGGCACAGUGGCCAAGGAGCUGGGUGUCUACAAUGGAAAGAGUUCCAAGGCGUGGGAUGAUGAACUUAAGGUUGGCGAUGAGCUUAGCAACCAGGAGACUAUUAUCAAGUCCUUGCUCAGGGAUGCUGAGGCACGUGUCAGUGAUGAUGCUGAGGUUAUUGCUCCUGAGGAUGUCACCCCUGUUGAGCCUCCUGCGGAUCGUGUGACCGAAGCAGAUCGUAAGGGUGAUGUUCAAAGACUGGACCGUCAACUUGAUCGAACCCUGUAUCUUGUGGUCAAGGGUAAGGACGGUUGGGGCUUCCCUGCUGAUGUGAUUCCUAAGGAUGAAAAUCUUCAUGAGUCCGCCAAGAGAGUCCUCGAACAGGCUGCUGGUGUCAAUAUGAACACAUGGAUUGUCAGCCGCGUGCCAGUCGCCCAUGUCGUCUCGCGACCCAAAACGACUGCCGACGGCGUCGUUGAGAAGAAGGGUGAGAAGACUUUCUUCAUCAAGGGCAGGAUAAUGGCUGGUCAGGCUGAUCUUAAGGACAACCCCUUUGGCUACACCGAGUUUAAGUGGCUGACUCGUGAGGAGCUGGAAAAGGAAUUGCCAAAGGAUUACUGGAAGGGCGUACGAAACAUGAUGACUGAUCGGUAA
Messenger RNA from Fusarium subglutinans, 1050 nucleotides. Its product is annotated as MRPL17-mitochondrial ribosomal large subunit. The record is from RefSeq and is a predicted model, not a curated record. The transcript has 3 exons. Gene Ontology annotation, cellular component: mitochondrial large ribosomal subunit. NCBI's taxonomy places the organism in Eukaryota, Fungi, Ascomycota, Sordariomycetes, Hypocreales, Nectriaceae. Gene Ontology annotation, molecular function: structural constituent of ribosome. Bases 1 to 1050 code for a protein of 349 amino acids.